AAAUGAUCACAAGUACAUACACAGAGUGAGCUGUGCUAGAUCAAGGCGAAUCUAAGAAAACGAAAUGCCAACAUUAGGACUGACUCUCUCGUUGAUGUUGUUGGCCAUUCCAAGUUCACAAGGUGAAGGUCGAGUGUGCAUGAAAACAGGUGCUUGCACAUGCGCGACGUUAGAUGGGACAAUAGACCUCAGCUCUCUAGACAGUCAAGGCGAUAAACCUAGGUUCUUCAACAUUUCGGCGACUGACGACACCUUCUACUACACCUGGAAUCCAUGUUCAGACUUCAAUCUGCUCAACACCAGUUUCGUCUGUUCAAGUGUGGCGAUUUGUCAGGGGUACUACGCUGAUCCAAAAGGUCCGCGUUUCUUCAGUCUGGGGUCACAAGCCGGGGUUCAGUUUGAGUACGACGACACAGAUACCCUCACCAUGCAGUAUGUCCACGCAUACUUGAACGCAACCAGGCUGACGGUGAUCCGGCUCGUGUGUGACCAGACUGUGGAGGGAGACCUGAUUGUGCACGGACAACAACCGCCAUCACUGCUGGUUUACGACUUCGAACUGAGAAGCAAGUACGCCUGCGUUGUUCCUUUCCCAACAACAUCCCCACCGCUUACCGUCUCGAAGGAGACACGUGGUCCUCCCACAACAACACCAUCCCCGCAAGUCAGAGACCUCAACACCAUCGUCGUUCUUCUGGCCUGCAUAUUCCUGGGCGUUUGUCUGGUGGCGUUUCUACUGGUGACGCUCAUAUGUGUUCUCCUGUGCAAGCUCCCCAACACAGCAGGCGUCCAUCAUGACCCUCCUGCCAGCGACCGUCACCAAGUAAAGUAUUGAUACAGAAGCUCAUUUGUUUGUUGUUUUAACAUGUGACCAGGUAUGGAACAUCGAAUAAUUUGAUUUUUUCAAGUUAUGUAGUGAAUGCUUUGUUUGAAACCACCCAGGAGAGACCAAGUCUGAUGUUAAGUAAUGUAUACUGUAUAUGUUUGUCAAAAGUCAAUUUUAUAUUAGUGUAAACACCAACAUUAUACAACGAAACACUCAAAACAAAAAUUGUUCAGGAAUCAGCGCACCCACAAGCAAGUUUUUAUGACAAUCUAAGCUUGUUAAGUUUGUUUUGUUAUUUAUGUUUCCAAUAUAUUUCACGAAUUAACCAAGGAGUUAAAUACAAUAUCAAGCUAUUAGCAUUGAGAUGAUGAAAUUAUUUUUUAUCUAUCUAGAUCCAUAAUUAUUUUCAAAAUUUAAAAGUGACACUAAUUUUCGUUCGCAAAGAGAGAUUAUUUCGGAAUUGUCAAGUAAUGUUGUCUCAUGGAACACGCCACAAGUUAACGUGAACAUACAUAUAAUGUAGUCAUUUUCUAUCCUUUUAAAUUAAGUAGAGCUAAUAAACUGAUUUGUCUGAUUUCAUUUAAAUCUGACUGAGGAGCGAAAUACUUUGUAAUGUGUCAAAUCUAUUCCAGAACGUAGUUCAAUGAUGUUUGGCUUGUCGGACAGAAUUGCUGAGGAUCAUUUACUAGUAUUUGUCCGUUGACCCUAAACGUGACAACGAUUUUAUUGUUUGAAUGGUCUCAAGUAUAUCUAUAUAUUUUUUAAACAUAAAACGGGAAGAUGUAGACUUAAAUAUUAAAAACACCAAAAUAUUUUAAAACCGGUUUAUUGAAUGAAAAGAUUAUUGUGUUGAAAAGUGUAUUUUAUAGUGAUCAGUAAAUUUCAUUCAAUAAACUUUUUUUUCUGCGAACAUAUAUUGGAAAGUGAAUUUUUGACAAUUUGCAAACUAUGCUACAUUUUGACGAGAACCAGAACGAGCAUGGGAACCCAUUUUUUAUUUGAUUUGUCGAUACGAAAAUCUGUGCUUAACUUUUACUGUAAACAUUUCAGUAAAUUGUUAAUUUAAUUGAAUACAUCUAUAUGCCGUUAAUCAAUGUUUUUAAAGAAUACAAUUGUUCAACAGACAGGUUUAAGUUUUUUUUUACAUAUGUAGAUUGAUAUAAUUUUAUAAAAUGCAAAAAUAAAGACUAAAGCAUUGACACAAAUGCGAUCCAGAAAAUAUAACAGCCGAACUCUGCGCUUUAUGAACACUGUAACAUUGAGCAAGGUGUCCCGGGCGAAUACAAAGGGAAACCACUCUCAACUAGAGUUUGAACGAAGAUUAGCUCCCCCUGAGCUAUCAAGAAGGUCACGGUCAUUACUGUAGCCUGCCGUAACCUUCCGUUUUGAUCCUUCCCAAAUUAUCGAAAAGGUACGUUGUUUCACACUUCUUCAGCAUGGACUCGGAUAGAAAUAUAUUGUAAGCUAUCGACUCCACAGUUAUGUGGAUCG
This is a messenger RNA of Haliotis rufescens (red abalone), 2317 nucleotides long. RefSeq lists its product as uncharacterized. Lineage: Eukaryota; Metazoa; Mollusca; Gastropoda; Lepetellida; Haliotidae. The record is from RefSeq and is a predicted model, not a curated record. Bases 65 to 835 code for a protein of 256 amino acids. Gene Ontology annotation, cellular component: trans-Golgi network. The transcript is spliced from 7 exons.